Molecule: messenger RNA, 2459 nt
Organism: Gopherus flavomarginatus (Mexican gopher tortoise)
Lineage: Eukaryota; Metazoa; Chordata; Testudines; Testudinidae
Gene: PIM1
Product: Pim-1 proto-oncogene, serine/threonine kinase
Exons: 6
Coding region: 236-1177 (313 amino acids)
Biological process (GO): protein autophosphorylation; negative regulation of apoptotic process
Cellular component (GO): cytoplasm
Molecular function (GO): protein serine/threonine kinase activity; ATP binding
Source: RefSeq, a predicted model, not a curated record
GGGGGAGCCGGCGCCACACGGGAGCCCGGCACCGAGCGGAGCAGCCUCGUCGGCUCUGCUCCCAUUGGCGUCCCCCCCUUUCCCCCGGCCUCCGCCCCUCCCGCGCCAGCCCGGACCCCACCCCCUUGGUUCCGACCCGGCGGGGCUGCGAGCUGAGCCACUGGCGCCCGGUUCGGUUCGGGCGGUCCCGGUCCCGGUCCCGGUCCCGGCCCUGGAGCAAGGGGACGGGGCGGGGAUGCUGCUCUCCAAGAUCAACUCGCUGGCCCACCUGUGCUCCGGGUCCGGCGGGGAGCUGCACCCGGCCAAGCUACAGCCAGGGAAGGACAAGGAGCCCCUGGAGAAGCUGUACCAGGUGGGCCCACUGCUGGGCAGUGGUGGAUUUGGUUCUGUCUACUCGGGCACCCGCCUGUCGGACGGCGCCCCGGUAGCCAUCAAGCACGUGGCCCGGGACCGGAUUUCUGACUGGGGGGAGCUGCCUGGCGGGAGCAGAGUGCCCAUGGAGAUCUUGCUCCUGAAGAAAGUGGGCUCGGGCUUCCGGGGGGUCAUUCGGCUCUUGGACUGGUUUGAGAGACCGGACAGCUUCGUCUUGGUUUUGGAGCGACCGGAUCCUGUGCAGGACCUGUUUGACUUCAUCACAGAGCGGGGUGCUCUCCCUGAGGAGCUGGCCCGCAGCUUUUUCCGCCAGGUUCUGGAGGCGGUUCGGCACUGUCAUAGCUGUGGGGUAUUGCACCGGGAUAUCAAAGACGAGAACAUCCUGAUUGAUCUGAACAGCGGGGAACUGAAACUGAUAGAUUUUGGGUCUGGGGCAUUACUCAAGGACACAGUGUACACUGAUUUUGAUGGGACCAGAGUGUACAGCCCCCCAGAGUGGAUCCGCUAUCACCGGUAUCACGGCAGGUCGGCAGCAGUCUGGUCUCUGGGGGUCCUGCUGUAUGACAUGGUCUGUGGGGAUAUCCCCUUUGAACACGAUGAGGAGAUUAUUAGGGGCCAGGUCUACUUCCGACAGAGGGUCUCUCCAGAGUGCCAGCACCUCAUUAAAUGGUGUCUGGCCUUGAGGCCCUCCGACAGGCCAUCCUUUGAAGAUCUUCUAAAUCAUUCUUGGAUGCAAGAUGUCCUCUUGCCACAGAAAACAGCAGAGAUCCACCUGCACAGUCUAAUUCAGGAGUCUGGCAAAUAGCAGCUCCUCUCAUCCAUUGGGUGUAAAAAGAAAACUCUCACCAGUGACUCUCUGCCUGUUACAUGGGAACAUUCAUAUCUCAUUCCAGAGCUCAGCUAACUGGAGAAUCUUCUGAGAGGCUGGAGGUUACCAUCCAUCUCAGGUGGACUGGUCUUGAACUCGUUAGGUCCUGCCUUACUUGAUGUCUUGCCAGUAGACUUUUUUGAUGUCUUAUGGGCACAUCUAUGAGUGUCCCUGACCUGCUGAGUCCUGGAAUAUGAACUGAGUGAGGACCAGAGAAUUAGCAAGAACAUUUUUCUUGGGGGAAAACUGGCUGUGGAGGGGGAGGGAAGGUACAGAUUUGAAUAGCUGUCUUAUUCACUGUGUCACCGUGUUCUGAGUGCCUUCAGUUGUGAUCUGGGCUGUGCUGGGGGAAAUACUUGAAUCUUCCUACACCUCUGCUUCUCCAAGAUUCACUUGGGUUUAUUUUAUAUUCCCCUUCUUAAGGAACAGGUCAGAAGCAGCCGCGGGUGAAACCAAUGCACCCUGGCUAGUUGUUUCCAAGGUAUGCUGUUAGCGGGACCUUUCCUUCCUCAGCUCUUUGCUUUGAGCCUCAGAAGCCAAGGCGUCCUCACAGAUGCACAAACAAUGCAACCCAAUAGAGCUGUAAAUGUGUACAGAAUUAUUCAGGAGCGAAGCUUGGUGUACAGAGGAUUGUAGUUUAUAAUGGUAACAUUUUUACUCUCUUGUUUUAACUUAUUUUCAGGGGGUUGGGUUAUUGUUUGUUUGUUUGUUUUUGUUUGUUUGUUUUUUAAGGAAAAUGUCCUAACCUGUAGGAUAACUUAUUUAUUUAUUUAUGAAUCGUGGGUUCAGAGCCCAUGCCUGGCUUCCAUAGCUGCUGAGCUGGUUUCCAAUUCGGGUUCCCCCCCCUCCCCCGAUUGCACUCCCUUCUUAGAAUGCUCUGUUAAUGUCUCACCACUGUGUGGAGUGGCCGACCGCCUCCCAGCUGUCUGUAAAUAGUUCUGGCUGCCAGUGUUCCUCUUGCACGCGUGUGUUCAGUUGUUUUAAAGGCAUUUCCACGGGUAUUUGUCUGGGCUGGAGGGGGACGUCACGUGCGCAUGUGUAUAUAGCACUGGUUUUGCCGAGCUGUCGGGGAAGGUACCCUGGACUUCAACACUGUCAAGCCUGUAUAUGUAAUCAGUGUGUAGUCUGCUGCUUUUGUUAAUAGUUAAUAUUGUACAGGGGAAUUCAGAAAUCCUAUUUUUUUUAUACAUGCAGUUUUAAAUAAAAAUGAAUCACUUGA